CGUGGCUCUGCAGUGGCGGCUACGGUGGUGGUGGUGGUAGUCGCUUUGGCUCUCUCUCUGUCUGUCUCUCUCUCUCGUCAUCUCUCUCGUCAUCUCUCUCUUCCCUUCACUCGCCGCUCGCUCUCAUCGGCACCGGUUUCCCCCCCCACCCACCCACCACCACUCACGCACGCACGCAACCUCCCCUCUCGCCAUGGCGGAGGGUGACAAGAUCCGCGUGACGGUGAAGACGCCCAAGGAUAAGGAGGACUUCGUGAUCGCAGCCUCGUCCACCGUGAAGGAGUUCAAGGAGGAGAUCUCGAAGCGAUUCAAGGCUCAGCCCGAUCAGCUGGUGCUCAUCUUCGCGGGGAAGAUCCUCAAGGAUCCGGACUCGCUGAGCCAGAACGGCGUGAAGGACGGUCUCACAGUUCACCUGGUCAUCAAGACGCAGGGCAGAUCACAGGAGCCGGCGUCACAGCCGGCGGCGACCUCCUCGGGCGCCAGCACCACACCCACCUCCACAGGCUCCAGCAGCAGCAGCAGCAGCAGCACCACCGCACCACCCCCCACACAGCCGCUUCCCGGCCUGCCGCCAUUCUUCCUCGGGGGGAACCUCGGUGGUCUCGCCAGCCUCAGUAACCUCGGCGUCGGCUCUUCCAACUUCAUGGAGAUGCAGCAGCAGAUGCAGCGCCAGCUCAUGUCCAACCCCGAGCUGCUCAGCCAGGUCAUGGAGAACCCCUUUGUGCAGACGAUGAUCAGCAACCCGGAGAUGAUGAGGCAGCUCAUCAUGACCAACCCACAGAUGCAGCAGCUAAUGGAGCGCAACCCCGAGAUCACGCACAUGCUCAACAACCCCGAGCUGCUGCGGCAGACGAUGGAACUGGCGCGCAACCCGGCCAUGAUGCAGGAAAUGAUGCGAAACCAGGACCGCGCGCUCAGCAACCUGGAAAGCAUCCCCGGCGGGUACAACGCGCUGCGCCGUAUGUACACCGACAUCCAGGAGCCCAUGCUGAGCGCCGCGCAGGAGCAGUUCGGAGGGAACCCGUUCGCCUCGCUGCUCAGCGGCCCCGGCGGCAACGCGGGCUCGGGAGGAACGGGAGGCACGGCGCCAGGCGGCGGCAACGCCGAGGGGCAACCGUCGCGCACGGAGAACCGCGAGCCGCUGCCCAACCCGUGGGGGCCGGCGCUGUCGCCACGGCCCGGCUCCGCCUCGCCCGCCUCGCCGCUCCUCCAGCAGCAGACGCCCGGCGCGACGCCCAGCGUCUCCAACCCGCUGGGCAUCCAUCCCGCGAUGCUGGUGAUCCCAGGAGGCGUGAUGAGGCAGGUUGCGGCGAACCCCCAGCUCAUGCAGAACAUGAUGUCGGCGCCGUACAUGCCCGCGAUGCUACAGGCGCUCGCCCUGAACCCCUCGCUCGCUGAGCAGGUGUUCCUAACGAGCCCCAUCUUCGAAGGGAACCCGCAACUCAGAGAGCACAUGAGGACGCAGCUCCCCGUGUUCCUACAGCAGAUGCAGAACCCGGACGUGAUGUCGGCCAUCGCGAACCCGCGCGCCAUGAUGGCGCUCAUGCAGAUCCAGCAGGGGCUGCAGGUCCUCGCCAACGAGGUUCCAGGCCUCAUGCCGGGGCUGGUGCCGGGCAGCUUUGACGGCGUCGGGGGGGCGGCACUCUCCGUCCCGGGGGGCGGUGCCCAGCCAGAGUCGGCGGCAGCGCCGGCGAGCGGGACAGCGACAGACGGAGGCACGGCCACGACCACCGCCGCCGGGGGAACGGCGGGCGGAACGUUGGGGGGCAGCGGAACGUUGGGGGGGGGAGGCACGGGCGGCGUUGGAACGGCGGCGGCGGGCCUGGGCUUGGGGCAGGCUCCCACUCCGGCGCAGCAGGAGUUCAUGCAGCAGAUGCUGCAGGCACUUGCGGGGAUGAGCAGCAGCUCGCAGCCACUCGGGGGUGCCAUCGUGAGCCCCGAGGUGCGGUUCCGCUCGCAGCUGGACCAACUGCAGGCCAUGGGCUUCGUGAACCGGGACGCGAACCUGCAGGCGCUGAUAGCGACGGGCGGAGAUAUCAACGCCGCCAUAGAGCGGCUCCUGGGCUCCUAGCCCCUCCCCUCUCCCCCCCCCUCCCCCCACGGGCUCUGCCCACUGCCCCACAGGGCGCCCCCCCCCACCGCCCCCCCCCCCCCCCCCCCCGCUCAGCACCCAGUUGACAACACACGGGAGGGGGGUUAUAUUUGUUUCUCUCUCAUUCGUUUAGUCUUGGCCUUAUCAUUAUUUUUUUUGGUUUUAUUUAAAAAAACACAUGUGCCGCCACUCAUUAUCAGGGCUUGCUCCGCCGACCGCUGUAUCGCAACACCAGCCACGUACAUUUCAUCCAGUCAUUAAACCACCGUGUCCCGGCCACUUAUUAAAUAGAGAGAAAAGUAAAAAAAAAACAAGCAAGCAGUCGUACAUCAAUGGGGGGGGGGGGGGGGGGAGGAAGUGGGGGGAGG
Molecule: messenger RNA, 2460 nt
Organism: Lethenteron reissneri (Far Eastern brook lamprey)
Lineage: Eukaryota; Metazoa; Chordata; Hyperoartia; Petromyzontiformes; Petromyzontidae
Product: ubiquilin-1-like
Biological process (GO): ubiquitin-dependent protein catabolic process
Cellular component (GO): cytosol
Molecular function (GO): polyubiquitin modification-dependent protein binding
Source: RefSeq, a predicted model, not a curated record